AUGGUGACUUCCAGUAACAGUAACAGUGACUAUGAUUAUGAGUAUUCCUCCAGUUUGUCGGACGAGGAUUCCAAGGUUCCAGAGAUGAAGAUUUCUAUAGCAAAAUCUCGCGCCAAGAUGGACCAUUCUGCGGAAAUGAAAUGCGGCGUACCCCUUAACAACCGUAGAGUAACUCGGGAGGAACUCUUGAAAAGGAAAGAUGAAGAUGACAUGUUAGCUGAUCGUCGACAACGAAGGGACCGAAUCCAGCGUCGGAUAUCAGCAGCUGAGGAGAAGCUUCAAUCUUGUGCUGAGGGUGUAGCUUCAGACUCGGAUGCUUCGAAAGAAGAACCCGUAUGGGUGCUACCGGAGCGCAAAAUCAAGCCAGACCGGCGCACUAGGGAGAUUGAGAGGUUGGUUCAAGCCGACCUUGAAGCUGAGCGUGAAGAAGAAGAUUACUGGGAGUACAGUGAUCUUGAUAUUCAUCCGGACUUCGUCAAUAGCCCUAAUAAUGAUUCUGAUGAAGAACUCGAAAAGGAUUCCUCAAAGAACGAUGAUGAUGAAUCUGAUGAUUCUGACAAAUCUGAUGACUCUGACGAAUCUGACGAUUAA
Molecule: messenger RNA, 591 nt
Organism: Papaver somniferum (opium poppy)
Lineage: Eukaryota; Viridiplantae; Streptophyta; Magnoliopsida; Ranunculales; Papaveraceae
Product: RNA-directed DNA methylation 4-like
Exons: 1
Coding region: 1-591 (196 amino acids)
Source: RefSeq, a predicted model, not a curated record